Messenger RNA from Oppiella nova, 777 nucleotides. The record is from the annotation of a GenBank genome assembly. NCBI's taxonomy places the organism in Eukaryota, Metazoa, Arthropoda, Arachnida, Sarcoptiformes, Oppiidae.
CAGCACAACGUCUUUGUGAUCCUCUGUCUCUGGAAUUUGGCGGUAAAACCACAACAAAUGCUUCACUUAUACACCGAUCAGAAGAAGUUAGACUCAUAUCUGGAGAAAGUACUCAAACCACUGGCCUCUGGACUUAAGGACAAGAAAGCGUUGGCGGCCUGGGAUGUGAUCAAUGAGCCGCAGGGCUCAGUGGCCGACAGUAUUACGGAUACCAAUCCCUGUUGGGACACAACUAUACUGAAGAACUCGGGCGCCGAUUGGACUCAAACCCAUUUGAAGAUGAAAGAUGUGAUGCGUUUCAUUAACCUUCACUCGGAUGCCAUCAAAACAGGCGAUCCUAAAGCGCUGGUCACUAUCGGCGACAGCGAUCUGACGAUGACUAACAUUGCGAACAAUACUCGCGACUAUUAUAGCGACAGUUGUUUGAGUCAAGCCGGGGGUAAACCUAACGGCACUUUAGACUUUUAUUGUCUCCACUCAUACACGUGGCCGCACACACCCGAUGGCAAGUACUCGGCUACCAGUCCCUUCAAACACACCAACGCUGACUAUAAGUCGCCGAAAGCACUGGUAGUCGGAGAAUUUGCUACGGUUUGUAGCGAAAGUCUGAAUGCGAGUAAAAAUUAUCGCCAAUUAUAUGACGCCAAAUAUGCCGGUGCUCUGAGUUGGCAGUACAAUGAGGGCGGAGAUUGUGCUGAUAAGAGGUCUGUCGAUGACAUCGGAAUGACUGCUAUUAAAGAUUUGACAGAAAAUGGAAAGAUUGUCAUCAAAUUGUAG